AACUCUACUUCGCUGCUACCAGUGCUUAUGCUUAGCAUGUUAAAUCUUGUCAAGAAAAAACACGAAUUUAAGCAGUUGGAGCGAUUGUGAACAGACCAGAGACGUUUUAAUUACACUGAGAACUUCAGGGAACUGAUGCAUCUCCAGUCUGGCUGCUCCUGACCUCCUUGAUCCCAAAACAGCCGUGCACAACUCCAAACCACGUCUUUCAUUCUCGGCUCCGCCGGUGCUGCUGAAGCCUCCAGAGGACUGUGAGAUUCGAGUGACCGUCAUGCGCUGGAAGACCGUGCUCAGUGUCUUCCUGCUGGUGGUGCUUUAUCUGAUCCUCGGAGCAACUGUGUUUAAGGAGCUGGAGCAGCCUUAUGAGACGUUACAGAAGCUGAACAUCCUGAUGGAAAAACUGGAGUUCCUCGAGCAGCACCCCUGCGUCAACUCAUCAGACCUGGAAAACUUAGUCAAGCAGGUGGUGUCAGCAUUGCGGGCAGGAGUUAACCCUUCAGGAAACUCGUCCAAUCAAAGCAGUUUGUGGGACCUUAGCAACUCCUUCUUCUUCUCUGGAACGGUUAUUACAACUAUAGGAUUUGGGAAUAUCUCGCCACACACUGAAGUCGGACGCAUCUUCUGUAUUAUUUAUGCUUUGCUGGGAAUUCCUCUGUUUGGAUUCUUGCUGGCAGGAGUGGGAGACCAGCUCGGAACCAUCUUUGGAAAGGCAAUUGCCAAAGUGGAGGGUAUGAUUGAUAAGUGGAACGUGAGUCAAACCAAGAUCCGGGUGAUCUCUACUCUUCUUUUCAUUCUGUUUGGCUGUCUGCUCUUCGUCACGCUGCCGGCCGUUAUAUUCAAGCACAUCGAGGGCUGGAGCGCACUGGAGUCCAUCUACUUUGUCGUCAUUACCUUGACAACCAUUGGUUUUGGAGAUUUCGUUGCAGGCGAGGCUGAGCGACGCCACCAUGAAGAGAGCAGUGGAGGUUCUCAGCUGGAGUACCUGGACUACUACAAGCCCCUGGUGUGGUUUUGGAUUCUGGUUGGUUUAGCCUACUUCGCUGCUGUUCUCAGUAUGAUUGGAGACUGGUUCCGGGUUAUAUCCAAGAAAACAAAAGAAGAGGUAGGAGAGUUUCGAGCUCAUGCUGCCGAAUGGACGGCUAAUGUGUCCGCUGAGUUUAAAGAGACACGUCGUCGACUGAGUGUCGACAUUUAUGACAAAUUCCAGCGCGCAACUUCAGUAAAACGCAAACUGUCCGCGGAAAUAAAUCUCAGCCCUCCUAUCAAUCAGCAGAUGACCCCAGGGAAGCGUGCACGUUCGGUUAACCUUGGAGACGAGAGAGAGGCAUAUCCCUACACAUUAGCACGAAACGGAAGUCUAUUCCUCAACAGCCUCAUCCCGGAUUACGCUGACCAUCGGGAUAUGACUAGAAUACAGACAAAAUGAACUGGAACUGACGAAAUUCAAAGGACAAGCUGAGAGAGGAAGAAGCAUCAUGCAGAAGAGAAGAGAAGACAAAAGCAAGCAAGAUUUCUAUCGAGGAAAUAGAUGCGCUAACUACACUAUUGUGUGGACAAAAAAGCAUCGCUCUCUGCUGUCGGCCGUGCAGAAGGAGCAAUGCAUCUGAAUAAAUCACUUUUGUUAGCAACACA
This is a messenger RNA of Danio rerio (zebrafish), 1632 nucleotides long. RefSeq names its product potassium channel, subfamily K, member 2b (gene kcnk2b). Gene Ontology annotation, biological process: potassium ion transmembrane transport. Gene Ontology annotation, cellular component: plasma membrane; membrane. Gene Ontology annotation, molecular function: potassium channel activity. The record is from RefSeq and is marked validated. Lineage: Eukaryota; Metazoa; Chordata; Actinopteri; Cypriniformes; Danionidae.